This is a messenger RNA of Gaeumannomyces tritici R3-111a-1, 3338 nucleotides long. RefSeq lists its product as hypothetical. The transcript is spliced from 2 exons. The record is from RefSeq and is a predicted model, not a curated record. The coding region runs from base 637 to 2919 and encodes 760 amino acids. Lineage: Eukaryota; Fungi; Ascomycota; Sordariomycetes; Magnaporthales; Magnaporthaceae.
GCUGUUGUUGUUGUUGUUGUUGUUGUUUUGUCUGUUGUUGUUGGUCGGUUCCUCGACUAUGUGAUAGCCGUGACCCAGCCACGACCGAGACAGCAACCCGGAUCGGACAGGCGCUCAGCCUGUAACGCGCACCAACACGCGACCCUGUCGUUCCAAGUGCCCCCAGGAGGUCCAAGGUCCUGCCAGCACGCCAUUUUCUCUGCAGCAACCUGUCUUGACACCUGCUGGAUCCGAGGACGGACCCGUCACACUCGCAGACCGUCGCCGUGUCGGGAAAGGGCGACACCAGAGGCCGACGCCGCGCAUACGCAGCAUUCCCACCCCUUUUCUCGACACUCCAAGCAUCACCCAAGCCGUCUUGCCACACCACGGCUGGAAACAGCACCACAAAAACUCGACCGGCUACCCCGAAGUUCGGCUUGUCGUGCCUGAUUCGCAGCUAGUCAUGCAUCAGUUAGCGACUUGACCUCGAUCCGCUGUGAAGGCUUGCUGCCCCAUUGACUCGAUUCCCGACGGCCACCGCUCCCGGCGCUUCCAUCUCGCCCCCUUUCCGCGACGCCAGCUCCCGCUACCGUCCUGACUGGCGUGAUUCGCUCGAGGCGUGUGCCAUCUGCACCGUAGAUCUCCGGCGUCGCCAUGGCCACCGCCCGUGCCUACCCCUCGAUGCGGGCGGAGGAUGCGGGAGAUGUCUGGUCGGCGCCAGGCCACAGCCAUUCACAGAGCGAGUGUGAGUCUCCCGGCCUAGAUGCGGAAGACAUGUAUGCGCGGCCCAAAGACGUACCCGAGCACCCUAUCCCAGCCAUGCAACAGGCGUUUGCCGAGUCCUACAUCGAGGCCACGACAGGCACCGCCCCGGAGAAGCCAAAACUGCGAACCAGGGAUGCCAAAGGCCGACGAGAGGAGCUGCUGGACCAGGACGAGGCCGCCGAACCGCCCAGUGCUCUAUGGCGCUACCGCCCUGGCCAGAAGUGCCAUGAGCUGCGAAAGCUGAUGGCCCAGGUCUCGUUUGGUGUUUAUCUCCUCCUUAAUGGCCUGGCCAACAGCAAUGCACAAGUUGUUUCGAUACUGCAGGGCCAUAUAGACGAGAUCGACGAGUUUCUCGAGAUGGUCAUGGAGGAUAUCGACCUGGCCUCGGCCGACCUGACGGAGCGAAUCGACUUCUUGAAGCUGCCGAUGGACAACAUGACUGUAUUCACCACCAUGCUGGAGGACCGCGCGUUCCGGCUACAGAUCGUCGAAGGCAACGCCAAGAUCGAGCACAUCCUGUCGCGGACCACCACCGCCCUCGUCCAGUCCGCCCAAGACGUCAGCGAAGGUCUGAAGUCGACCAAGCAAUUCACCGCAUACCUCGAGUCCGAGGAAAACGGCCACUGGCGGGCCGAACGUGGGGACGUGAUCGACAUAUUUGAUGCCAUGAGAGGCAACACGGAGGGCUGGCUGAAUGCAUUCAUGGACUUGCAGUCCAAGAGCAACGCCCUCAACGCUUUGAUAGUUAAACUUGACAACAUGGUUGCCCUGAUAGAUCGGACUGCAGGCAAGGUCAGCCGACGCACCAGAUUCAGCAUCCAGCCGUUCACAACCCCUGACCAACAAAGUCGACCGUCUUCUCAGAGCUCCGGCGAGUGUCCCUCUUCACCACCGUCGCAGACACCACCGGCGAGUGUCCCGGCGGCGCCUCCCCGCCUGUCGCUAAGAUUCAGCCGGACGCCUGAGGAUCGGACUUCGGACCGGACCUACUUUGAUUUGCCUGUCAGGAGCAGCUUCUUUCCCAUCAACAUGAAGGCCCCCGAAGAAGCACCCCGGGCUUCUAUGGGCCUGACUUUGAAACCGGUGGCUUACACACCACCUGACGCGCACGUCGACUCCGAUUCCGAUUCCGAAACCAGCCAGGACACGGCCCAACCAACAGGGAUAAUCGUGCGCAACGAGAGCCCAGUCCGCCCGGAUUCGCCCACCAACGAUGGCGCAUUAUUCUUACUUCAGCCCCGGACGUACACGCCAGUGCCACCUGCACCCCUCCCCUCACCACGUGUGAUAGGAAAUGCGGCUUCCAGCAACGGCGCUGCGAUAUUGACCCCGGAUAUCCCACCACGGGACCGCCGACCUUCACCAUCCCCGCGCCGACCCGACAUUCAGCCUAGGGGAGAUUCAGGUUCCCAUAUUCCUUCAAAUGUGCGCGCGGAGGCCAAGCUCGUCCAAGUUGGAUCCCCCCGCCUUCAGAUUGGGCUGGAUACGUCACUAGCAUCCCGACAUAUGCCUUCGUCUUCUCCAAGGAGUGCGCCAGUGUCAUCGGGUGAUGAUGGGCUGCGCCGACCUGGAAGGACAUCUCUCCGACAACGAGUAUCCCUCAAGACCAACCCUCCGGAAUCCAUACAUGUGCCGCCGCCCGACGCACCCGAGCUUCAACGGCCCGUGUUUGCGUCCCCAAGGACGUUCCAGGCUUAUGAAACAUUCGUUGGGCCAGAUUCCGCUUACGGUUCAGACAAUGAGCGAACCGCAGUCAACUCGAUGGCGGACCCGGCACCUGUCGACUUCUCGCCGCCCGUGUUCCCAGGCAUCCUACCGUCACCGCAUUCAGACCAGCAGUACUUCCGCCCCGUCCAAGCCAGCCCACACUCGCCGCUGCAGCAGCGGCCACACACUUCCGGCACAUCAGCCCCUCGCUAUCUCCAUCACCAGCGCAACGCCCCUUCGGCCAUGGGGAUGAGCAUGUUAAGCAGCGUCUCCACGCUCAACCACGAUGCAUCAGAAGGCCGGACGGUGAAGAAAAAACGAAGUGCGUUCGGCUGGCUCAAGAAGGCCUUCUCUUUGGAUGAAGAGGAGCGCAUGGCCUUUGAGCAGCGCAAGAACGAGCAAAGCAAAAACCUUUAUUAUGACAACCGAAGUCCUAAGUACCUUGACGGCAAACGGAUCAGGUGAUCCUGUUCCUUAGCUCAUUCCCGCAUUCACCCAACCGCACCCAACCCUGAUACCCUCAACAGCGCACCAUCUACCCUGAGCAUGUUUUUAUUCCCAUGCGGUGUAUUUUUACUAGUUCCACGCCCAUUGGCAUGGAUAAUUUGGAUUUAUGCGAAUUUUGGGUAAACAAAUAACCCUCGUUGCUGAGGCAGACUGGACGACCGCAACAAAGCAUGUUUCUGGUAUAUGCCCCACGAUUUUGUACAUUUAAGAAUCUUAGCCAAAUAUCCUGUCUUUUCUGAUUGUCGUUUUGGUAAUCCUUCCAGCCAAUAUGACGCUGGGCUUGCCUUCUCUUGCUGCGCUUUUGUGCAGACUGUAUAUGAAUAUCAUGCUACGACAGCCUCUUGUCCGCGCUUUGGGUUUGCGCCUGUUUAUUCGGC